CACUGGCCGCGCGGGCUUCCGUAAGGACGCUGAAAACAUGGCUGCUUCCAUGUGUUAACGUGAGAGUAAGCUGGGAACCUACACCGGCGAGGAAACAGUCACCACACGACCACCUGCAUCGCCUUUGAAAUAAAACAGCCUGACAAAUUUAGGAAAGCAGUGUUCGCCUGGAAGGAAGCGUCACAGACGACUUUAUGCUGGUGCAAACAGUUCGGCUGUUCCCCCUCAUCAUUUCCCAUCAUCUUCAUCCUUCCUGCACCCAUUCUGCCAGACAGACGUUUCAGUGGAGUUUAGGCAGUGCUGCUGCCAGCAGGGGACUGAGAUCCAUGGAGCCCCUAAAAACUGCCUCAGACGUCCCCACCACCAAACUUCCUGAAUCUUCAGCAGAGGAAACAAGCGUGGCACCAAUGGACACAGCAGCUGACAAGGAAAAGACGUCCCCUGCAGGACUGUUACCCGGGGAGACGGUUGUCAAGGAGGGCAAGGCGGCCAUCUUGUUUCCCAGUGCCAAUGAAGUGUUUUACAAUCCAGUCCAGGAGUUUAACAGAGACUUGACAUGUGCUGUGAUCACAGAGUUUGCCAGAGAUCUGCUGGCUCAGCGCGGGGUGAAGGUGGUGGUGCCAGGAGAGAAAGAGAGGGUGGUGGUCUCUCUGUCAGAGGAGACGAAUGAGGCCGACGUUCAGACAGAGGAGAAAAACGGAGCAGAGGAGCCAGCUGUAACUGCAACAGUGGGGGAGAAGUGUGAGGGUGGUCUCCGUGUGCUGGAGGGUCUGGCGGCGUCCGGUUUGCGCUCGGUGCGUUUUGCUCUGGAAGUCCCGGGCCUUCAGAGUGUCACCGCCAACGACUUCUCCACCAAGGCCGCGGCGCUGAUCGCCAGGAAUGCCCAGUACAACGGAGUGAGCCACCUGCUCCAGGCCAGCUGCAAGGACGCCAGUAUGCUGAUGUAUGAGAUGCGAGGGAAGAAAGAGCGUUAUGAUGUCAUUGAUCUGGAUCCCUACGGAAGCCCUGCUUCCUUCUUGGAUGCUGCUGUGCAGGCCGUCAGUGAGGGAGGUCUGUUGUGUGUAACAUGUACAGACAUGGCGGUGAUGGCAGGAAACAGCGGAGAGACCUGUUACAGCAAAUACGGUUCAGUCUCCAUCAAAGCCAAGUACUGUCAUGAGAUGGCUCUUCGUAUCAUCCUCCACAGUUUGGACCAGAGGGCGGGGGUGUACCAGCGAUACAUCCAGCCCCUGCUGUCCGUCAGUGUUGACUUCUACAUCAGGGUCUUUGUACGUGUCUUCACAGGGCAGGCCAAAGUCAAGAACUCAGCCAGUAAACAGGCUCUGGUGUACAACUGUGUCGGCUGCGGGUCUUUCCACUUACAGAGAAUGGGCAGGAGAACAAGCAAUGGAAAACAUAUGAAAUAUUCUCCUGCCACCGGACCCCCAGUUGGACCAGAGUGUGAGCACUGUGGACAGAGACAUCAGAUGGGUGGUCCGUUGUGGGCGGAGCCUAUCCACGACUUGGCAUUUGUCCAGAAGGUUUUGUCUUCUGUGUCCGGGAACCCGUCCCGUUUUGGGACGUCUAAACGCAUUGAGGGCAUGCUCAGCAUGGUGACUGAGGAGUUGGAAGAUGUGCCUCUUUAUUACACUGUGGACAAUCUGAGCAGCACGAUACACUGCAAUACUCCAUCCCUGCUCCAGUUUAGGUCUGCUCUCCUUCACGCUGGUCACAGGGUUUCUCUCUCUCACGCCUGUAAGAAUGCCAUCAAGACAGACGCUCCUCCUGCGGCCCUCUGGGACAUCAUGCGGUGCUGGGAGAAGGCCAAUCCUGUGAAGAGGGAGAAGCUGUCAGAGACAAGCCCCGCCUUAAAGAUCCUCUCCACUGAGCCCAGCUCAGAAGCGUGUUUCACCGUGAGGGAGGACGCCAACCCUCAGUCCCGAAAACGCCACCUGACCCGGUUCCAGGAGAAUCCGCAGGCCUUCUGGGGACCCAAAGCUCGAGCCAAAGCUGGUGGCGGUAUCUCCACUGACCUGCAGGACAAAAGAAAGAAGUGCCAGAACAAGAGAAAGAACCAAAUCACAGACUCUUCUGAGCUAAAAAACUUCCCCUGCAAGAAGUUCAGACAGGGAACAUGCACACAUGGAGACAAAUGCUGCUACUCCCACAACAUGGAGCAGACAAAGGAAGAGAAAAUGGAGUGAUUUCUGUCUCUUACGUUAGUUGUGUUCUUUUUAAAUAAUUUUAUUUAUGGAGUAUGAAUGGCCCGGUGCAGCCUGGGUGAAGUAAGUAUGAUGCACUGCAAUCAGAUUGUAUUUGGAUAGGAGCUAUCCCCGGGGACUUUCCAUGGGAUUAAAAGACUGUUAAUAUGCAGGACAUGUCCAUUAUUCAGUUUAUGUCAGAGUUUUUUUUUUGUUUCAGAAGCUUUUGUUAUUUGACUAUUUCAGUCCAAUAAAAUCCUCA
Epinephelus lanceolatus (giant grouper) is the source of this 2442-nucleotide messenger RNA. RefSeq names its product tRNA methyltransferase 1 (gene trmt1). Gene Ontology annotation, biological process: tRNA N2-guanine methylation. Gene Ontology annotation, cellular component: nucleus. The record is from RefSeq and is a predicted model, not a curated record. Gene Ontology annotation, molecular function: RNA binding; tRNA (guanine) methyltransferase activity; metal ion binding. NCBI's taxonomy places the organism in Eukaryota, Metazoa, Chordata, Actinopteri, Perciformes, Serranidae.